GAUAAAUCAAUAAUCCACUCAAAAGCAUAAAAUGGUAGUGAGUAUUGUAAUUAUACGGGCCUGAUACUGAUUGUUUUUGUAUAAAAUAUUUAAGUUUCGUUUCAGUGCAUUAUAACAAUGUUAAGGUCAAACCUGAAAUUGGUCAUAAAAUUCAACAACAUGAAGUAAAUGGUAAAUUACAAAGCGUAUACACUCCGUUUCUGCAAUAUCGAUGUGAAUUUUACAUGAUUGAUGGAGUUACGUAUUGUACAAAAUGGUAUAUAAACGGAACCUACCAAGUUCAGAUGGGACCUUCUUCAAAUCAAGACGAACUUGUUUUCAAAGAAGAUUAUCUGUCACAUCUUGGACCUGGAUAUGAGGUGCAAUGUGGUGUUAUCACGGCUGGUGCAAAUGAGUCAUCUGAAGCAUUAAGUGAUGCCUUCUUUGCCGGAUUAAAAAUAAAAGACGAGUCCAUCACACUGAGUAAGAGCGGUUUUGCUACUGUUGAUAUAGAGCAGACAAUUCCUAAAGGCUGCUAUUACACUGAUGACGAAGAAUCAAAUUGUGAAGAGCGAAUGACUUUUGAAGACGAAUCAUCUGUAUCCUAUAUGUGCGCAGGAAAACUUCGUGUACAAAACACCGCUGAUGUCGAAAAUUCUUUUGUAAAAAUAAAGAGUUUAAAAAAAGAGGAAUCAUGGACAAGUACCACACAUAGGAUAAUGUUGACAACUGCUGACAGCACAUAUGACGAUGCAACAAAAUUCGACUUACAAGUAUAUGUAACAGACACUACUGGUCAUGACAAACGAAGAUCAGUCAGAUCAGAGACUGUAGGAGCCAUUCACGUAACAGUAACGGACAAUUACAGACAUUGGAACAAAAGAUGUUACUCACACGCCGAUCCACAUAUGAGAACAGUAGACGGAUUGAAUUAUCCAGCUCAGAAGGAAGGAAAUUAUACAUUAUACAGGAACAUGAAAUACCAAACAGAGGUUCAAAUGUCAGCUCAGUAUUGUUCCCCUGGAUCAAAUAGCGGACCAGUGUGUGCAUGUGGAAUAGCAAUAGCUGUUGGAGCUGAUACUUUCAUUUUUAAUAAAUGUUACAACACCAUAUUCAAAUUUGACUUAAAGUGUAAUGAAGGUGGCCUUAUUGAUAUCGACGAAAUGCAUUCCCAUCGUUAUAAGGUCAGAACACCAAUAGGUACCAUUAUCCACAUAGCAUUUCAUGGAUGGAGUAACACAAUGGACUUUGACAUAUACAUGUCUGCUAAAGAUUUCGGCAAUGUUGAUGGCUUAUGUGGAACAUUUGAUGGCGACAGAAGUAACGACCUUCUUCAUAGAGACAACAAAACCAUUUCAAAUGACUAUAACUGGAGCUAUCGCUUCGCAGAUAGUUGGAGAUUGUCGGAUGAAGAAAACUUGUUUAAAAAUGAUGCAAUCUUACUGACACCAUGGAACACUCAAACGAACGGGAUAGCAGACCAGCCUUGUAUCAGACCUAAUUCUAUAACAAAGAGGAAAUGUAAGAUUAAUCGUAGAAAUAGGCGAGCAACUCAAAUUCCCGUACAGCACAAACAUUGGAGCCGGGCGUCUGUAUCCCGAGAAAGACGGAGCACACACAGUUUCACCGAAGAAGAAGCAUUUGCACUGUGUAACAUCUCCAUUUAUAAUACUCCAGCAGUUAUGGAGUUUCCAGACUACCUUGCCGAAGAAGACCCGAAUAUAAUUGUUGAACAGUGUGUUUAUGAUUUGACUCAUGGGAACGACACGGACUGGGUAGAUGUACAUGUCACUAAUGUAAACAAUGUCGCAGAUACUGUUCUAAACCUCAAUCCUGUAUUUGUUGCAAAUAAUACAGACAAGGUUAACACCUUUCGUUUGCAAAUUUGUAUGAACAAUUGUAGUGGAAAUGGUGAAUGCCUUGAGACAGGAGUGUGUGAAUGCCAUGGAACAUUCCGUGGACCAGACUGUAGUGAUGACAUGAGAAUACCUCCUGUAGUUUAUGGUAUAGAAGGAAACGGAAUCUGUGAAAUCACAGAAGAGGAUGACUGUACUUGCUUCGAAAUCAGAUCUGACAACGUGUUUGAUGGUUUCAUGUGUGACAUUAGUAAACAUAGGGUAUAUCUCAAUGGUACUCGAGUUAAGAUGGAACAGUCUAUUCAUACUGGUUACUAUGAGGAUAUCUUCACUGGCGAGUGUUGUGCACCUGAAAGUAGAAAAAGGCGAUCUGAAGGAAUCAACGAUGAUGAUCCUUUUGUUAUCUCGUAUGACAUUUCCGUCAGCAAUGAUGGUGCUACCUAUGGUGAAAUCAACACUGUCUUUGUCUAUGAUACUACAUGCUUGACACAAAGUACAAAUCAAGAGAAUAUCACCAUUUAUCUAAAGGAUGGCUACUGCUUUAUCAACGGGUUGUGUCUAGUACGUAAUUUUUUGUCGACGGUAGAUUGUUUACUUUGUGACCCGGCGUCAAACCUUUACAAAUGGACAGAUG
Messenger RNA from Ruditapes philippinarum (Manila clam), 2469 nucleotides. RefSeq names its product von Willebrand factor D and EGF domain-containing protein-like. The record is from RefSeq and is a predicted model, not a curated record. The annotation marks the transcript as partial. NCBI's taxonomy places the organism in Eukaryota, Metazoa, Mollusca, Bivalvia, Venerida, Veneridae. The transcript has 16 exons.